GCAGGCCCUGGCGGCGGAGCCGGAGCGGUCAUCGCCCGUCAGGCCGCCGCGCGUCGUCGUCCCGCGGCGAGGCGCAGCGUUUCUCCCGGCGGCGCGGCGGCUUCCGAGAGUGGGCCGCCGGGCACAGGUUUCUAAAAGGCAGAAAAAUGGAGGAAUCAGUAACCCAAAUGCAGCCGAUGCACGAGACGCAGCUCGCCAAUUCCGAAGGUGGAUGCGUGUGGCAGGUCACUGACAUGAAUCGGCUGCACCGCUUCUUAUGUUUUGGUUCCGAAGGUGGGACGUAUUAUAUCCAAGAGCAGAGGCUGGGCCUCCAGAACGCUGAAGCUUUACUUCGACUGAUUGAAGACGGCAGGGGAUGCGAAGUGAUACAGGAAAUAAAGUCAUUCAGUCAGGAGGGCAGAAACGCAAAGCAGGAGCCCACGCUCUUUGCACUCGCCAUCUGCUCCCAGUGCUCCGACACCAGCACCAAGCAAGCCGCCUUCAAAGCUGUUCCCGAAGUUUGUCGCAUCCCCACACAUCUCUUUACCUUCAUCCAGUUUAAGAAAGAUCUCAAGGAAAGCAUGCAUUGUGGCAUGUGGGGUCGUGCCCUCCGCAAGGCCGUGGCCGACUGGUACAACGAAAAAGGAGGCAUGGCCCUCGCCCUGGCAGUUACAAAAUACAAACAGAGAAAUGGCUGGUCUCACAAAGAUCUCUUAAGAUUGUCGCACCUCAAGCCUUCCAGUGAAGGACUUGCUAUUGUCACCAAAUACAUCACCAAGGGCUGGAAAGAGGUCCAUGACACAUAUAAAGAAAAAGCCCUCUCCGUGGAGACGGAAAAGUUGCUCAAGUACCUGGAGGCUGUGGAGAAAGUGAAACGCACAAGAGACGAACUGGAAGUCAUCCAUCUGAUAGAAGAGCACAGACUGGUUCGGGAGCAUCUCCUGACAAAUCACUUAAAGUCUAAAGAGGUAUGGAAAGCUUUGUUACAAGAAAUGCCUCUUACAGCGUUACUAAGAAACCUUGGAAAAAUGACCGCGAAUUCAGUGCUUGAACCAGGAAACUCAGAAGUAUCUUUAGUAUGUGAAAAACUGUGUAAUGAGAAGCUGUUAAAAAAGGCUCGUAUACAUCCAUUUCAUGUUUUAGUUGCAUUAGAAACUUAUAAAACAGGUCAUGGGCUCAGAGGAAAACUGAAGUGGCGCCCUGAUGAAGAAAUUUUGCAAGCUUUGGAUGCUGCUUUUUACAAAACAUUUAAGACGGUUGAGCCAACGGGAAAGCGUUUCCUGCUGGCAGUUGAUGUCAGCGGGUCUAUGGAGCAAAGGGUUUUGGGCAGCAUCCUCAGCGCUAGCACGGUGGCUGCAGCCAUGUGCAUGGUGGUCACACGAACAGAAAGCGACUCUUACAUAGUUGCGUUUUCAGAUGAAAUGGUACCCUGUCCACUGACUACAGAUAUGACCUUACAGCAGGUUCUAAUGGCUAUGAGUCAGAUCCCAGCAGGGGAAACAGAUUGUUCCCUUCCAAUGAUCUGGGCUCAGAAGACAAAUACCGCUGCUGAUGUCUUCAUUGUGUUCACUGAUAACGAGACCUUUGCUGGAAGUGUCCACCCUGCUGCCGCUCUGAGGGAGUAUCGAAAGAAAAUGGGUAUUCCGGCUAAACUGAUUGUUUGCGGAAUGGCAUCCAAUGGUUUCACCAUUGCCGACCCAGAUGACAGAGGCAUGUUGGACAUGUGUGGCUUUGACACAGGCGCCCUGGAUGUCAUUCGAAACUUCACGUUAGAUGUGAUCUAACCACCAGCACCAGCACAAUCCAAGAGGUCCGCUGCCAGCAGUGAUCUCACUAAAAAAAAAAUACGCAGCUACUUCCCAGCUAAUCUUAAUCCAACAAACAGAGUAAGGCGAUGGUAUAGAGUGGGAUAAUGGAAAGUUUACCUUACCAAAAAAAAAAAAAAAAAAAGAAAGGAAGGGAAGUACGAUGAGCCCAAAGUUCUUUCUGUUUCUCCUAAACUAGCUCUUGGGAAAUAGCUUCAGAAUACACUGUAGCCCCUCUAUCUAAUAGAGAACCUGUUCAUAGACACUGUAAAAUAGUUUUGCUUUGGUGAAUAAUCACAUUUGUACUUAAAAGAAACGAGAGCCAAAAGUGUAAGUAGUUCCCUAUCCUGUCACCUGUUUGAGAAAUGCUUAAAGUUUUCUUAAAUGUUUUCAUCGGUAAAGGACAGCUUUGAUAAUGUCCCCAUUCUCUGAAAUGCACUGGACCAUGUAACUGUGAUGGAAUAUGAAACUCAUCUGUAAACUCUUAUACCUAGGGAGUUAAAACGGAACCAAGAUGUUUGAUUAAA
This is a messenger RNA of Phacochoerus africanus (Common warthog), 2311 nucleotides long. It is a transcript of the gene RO60, whose product is annotated as Ro60, Y RNA binding protein. Gene Ontology annotation, molecular function: RNA binding. Lineage: Eukaryota; Metazoa; Chordata; Mammalia; Artiodactyla; Suidae. Gene Ontology annotation, cellular component: ribonucleoprotein complex. The record is from RefSeq and is a predicted model, not a curated record. The coding region runs from base 147 to 1763 and encodes 538 amino acids. The transcript has 9 exons.